This is a messenger RNA of Mytilus trossulus (common blue mussel), 758 nucleotides long. Its product is annotated as IQ motif and ankyrin repeat domain-containing protein 1-like. The transcript is spliced from 6 exons. The record is from RefSeq and is a predicted model, not a curated record. Lineage: Eukaryota; Metazoa; Mollusca; Bivalvia; Mytilida; Mytilidae. The coding region runs from base 14 to 649 and encodes 211 amino acids.
AUUGCUAUUCAGAAUGCCACCGAAAAAAGUAGAGACAAAAACAUCAAAACCUGCGGCAAAACCGGCAGGAAAAGGAUCUACAAGUAAAACAACAAGCAAACCUACAGAUAAAAAAAAGGAAGAGGCGGCUCCGGUUAAAGCAGCUAUUGAAGUGGAAAGCAUGCCUAUCAAGCAAUUAGGAAAAGUACUUGCUCCUGAUCCGGGACAUAACUGGUGUAAAUCUGGAAAAUGGCCUUGCUUGUUAGACCCAAGCACUACAGCUGGUACUUUUCUAAGGUACAGGGAUACUAAUUUUCUGCAAGCAGUAUCUCCAAAUGAAAUGGAAGCAGAUCGCAUAAGGAAGGCAUUACUGGGAGGUCUAAGAUAUGGCAAACCAUUGGUAAUAGAUUUAGGUGAAAUCGACAGAUUUGACAUGAUAACAACACAGAUCAAUAAUAUACAGGAUGGCUUAAUGGAGAAAAUUCUCAAUAAAAGUAUUCUACAGGUAGAAAAUUUCGAGACAUUAGUUAAAGAGGAAGAUGGCGAUGAGUAUAAACCUGACAAAUUUACUGGAGGAAUGGCAGACCAGUUUGUAUUCCUUGUAAUCAUUGCUGGCGAAGUACCCCCACCAGACGCCUCCGACAAAAUGUUUUAUAUAUUGGUCAACUGAUGUCUAUGUGAAAUAUGACUGAAAUGCAAUAGAUAUUGUUGUUUUUUUAUUAUUGUUGAUGACUUUUUAUGUGAACAUGAAUAAACGAAAAAAAGUACAAUAAAAAAUG